AUGCGCCUCUCUAUCCCGGCGGCCCUGACGGCGCUGCUGACGGCGACCUCGGCCCUGAAGAUUCCCCGCCAGGAUCCAAGCCCUGAUCCUGGCCCUUCGAGGACGACCACCAUCGUCCACCGUGUACGUGACGUCGACCCAGGUCGCCAAGCGACACAUCGACGUUCCCGCCCCGCCGAGGCCACGCCCGUUCUCGAGGUGCCCGUCAAGACGGUGGAGAGGGUCCAGACACCGCCGCACAUCACGGCCGCCGUACCGGAGUACGACCGACGUCUCGGCGCGUACGAACUCAUGCGGAGGGCGGGUAUGCAGGAUCAGUUGAAGAGGGCGCUCGCGAAGCGGGAGACCAUCUUCGUGACCGUGACGGUUGCCGUGGACGGCAUCACGACCGUCUUCAACUCCAUCACCAGCACCGUCGUCUCCACAACCACGAGCGAGUUGCACUCGACCUCCAUCAUCACCUCCACCGCGUACGAGAACGCCAAGGAGACCGUCACCGUCACCUCCACCAUCAUCAUCAAGGCCACCACCGUCACCACGGGUCCCGCCGAAACCGUCGGCAGCGUCCCCGACGGCUCCAACAUUGGCGACGGCGAUAACUCGGGCGGCGAUAGCGGUUCCUCGGGCAACAACAACAACAACGAUUCCAAGGAGACGGGCGGUGGUCUUUCCACCGGCGCCAAGAUUGGUAUCGGUGUCGGUGCCGGUAUUGCCGGCCUGUUGCUCAUCGGCGCCAUUGGUACUUAUUUCUGGAAGCAGCACCAGAUGAAGCCGCGCGUGGUCGACGAUGGCCUCGGCGCCGGCAUGAGCGAGGUCCCCGUCGGCGGUGCGGGCGUGGGCGGUGCCGGUGUCGCCGCUGCUGCCGCUGCGAACAGGCACAGCCGCACUCCCGAUCACCACAACCACAAGGUUUCGCCUCUUAGCCCCGGUUUCGUGCCUCCCGCGUCCGUCACGCCCGAGCCCAGGGCCGGCGUGGCUGAGCUCGGAAACCAGCCCGUGCACCACGGCGCCGAGCUCAGUGGCGAAGAUGCGCUGCCGCGCUUCCCGACUGCCGCGGAGGCUGAUAGCAGACCUGUCAUGGGCCACGGCUCCGGACCGGUCCCUGACGUCUACGAGAUGCCCGCGGAGCCCUACAGGUGA
Molecule: messenger RNA, 1140 nt
Organism: Parascedosporium putredinis
Lineage: Eukaryota; Fungi; Ascomycota; Sordariomycetes; Microascales; Microascaceae
Source: the annotation of a GenBank genome assembly